AUGUCCUGGUGGUCCAAUGGAAUCCUACUGGUGUGCCUAUUUUUCGCCGCCAGCGACGCCUAUGGUCCUUCGUUGCGUCCUCAAUAUGUCGUUCAAGAUACAGUAUAUUACAGGAGAGUUUCACCACCAACUUACGAGGUGAAGGAGCCGGCCUACUACUGUCCAAAUGUUGCUGGAUUAGAGACGCGUUGCCGUCCUACUAAGGAUUGUGCAGUGUGGUAUGACGAAGUCCUCGCCACUCCGAGCACAGCUUGCAAAUUGAGCGAUGGAAAUCCAGGAUCCUGCUGUCCCGAUCUUCCGUUUAACUUCAAGGGAAUGACGUUCAAGGAGCCGCCUGCCUGUGAGGGCGGAGUUGAAUUGGACGAACAUGCUGGAUGUCUCGACGUAUUUUCUGUGAACGCAGCAGCUGACGCUGGGGAAUUUGAGCUAAGAUUACACAAAGAAACAGCGAAACGUCUCAAAGAGAAGAACGUUGUGGUUCAAGCCUCUUCACCCCGUGCUACGCAUGCCCGUUUCUCCAACCCAUCGGAGCACGCCCGCCAAGUUACCAAUGAAGCAUUCGUCGGUGUCCAUACUGCCGUCGUGCUCGUUAAAAGAUUCAAAAUCAAAACCGAACAGGUUGGCUGUGCUCUGCACAGAUUUAAGCUAUCAGACACCGAUCUGACAGAAAAAUGUACCACUGUGAGCAAGGCCCAUUGCAGUGAGGCCAAAUUGAAUUCCCCCUUUCGAAUGAUAGACGGUUCGUGUAACAACGAAAGACACUUUAUAUGGGGUCGUGCAACUACCCAAUACCAUCGCAUGCUCGCUUCUCAUUAUGCUGAUGGUGUUUGGUCUCCCCGAGUCGCCAAGAGCGGUAACGCACUUCCCAGUGCCCGACUGGUGUCCACUUCCUUGGUUCGUGAUGAAGAUCAGCCUAGCGAGUCGACCACAAUCUGGUUCAUGCAGUAUGGACAAUUUAUAGAUCACGAUAUCGUCUCAACUCCAGAAAUGUCGAACGAAGAUGGAACACCAGUCACCUGUUGUAACGAGGAUGGAAAACAUCUUGAAAACGAGGAUCGCAGUCACGGCAAAUGCCUUCCCAUCGACGUCCCUGUGAACGAUCCAUUUUUCGCCAGAUUUGGCCGAACUUGCAUCCAGUUUGUUCGAGCUGGCCUAGCGUGCAGAACCGAUCAUCAAUUAGGUCAUGCAGCGCAGCUCAACGGAAACACCCAUUUCUUGGAUUUAUCGCUCGUCUAUGGCUCCGACGAUAAAACAGCAGGUGAGCUGAGGACAAACGUGAGCGGAGAAUUGAAUGUCACUUUGAAACAAGGCAAAGGUUCCCACAAGUUUGACUUGCUACCACCCCUCGACGGUAGUCCUCUGCACGCACCUUGCACCUUACCCAGAGAACUGACUGGUAUUGAACCACCCCAAAAUGUCAGAUGCUUCAAAGCCGGCGAUGGCCGUCCCGAUGUGACCCCCAAUAUGGCCACCUCGCAAAUUGUCUUUUUGCGAGAGCACAAUAGGCUUACGAAAGAACUAGCGCAGUUGAAUCCAUCGUGGGACGAUGAGCGUCUCUACCAGGAAGCCCGUCGCAUUUUGAUUUCCCAAGCUCAGCACAUCACCUACAACGAAUGGCUACCUAUUCUUCUUGGCCGCUCGAAAAUGGCCCAACUUGGCCUGUUGCCAUUGCAGAGUGGUUUCAGUACAGAUUACGAUAAUCACCUCAAUCCCAGCAUCUUGAGCGAAUUUGUUGCCGCUGCCUUCCGUUUCGGCCACUCUCUUGUUCAAGGAAAAGCUCUAUUGGUGAACGAACAAAGGUCGGUGGAGAAAGAUAUUCUUUUACGCCAACAUUUUUUCAAACCGCAGACGCUUUACACUCCUGGAAAUCUUGAAAAGUACCUCGUCGGUUUGGCAACUCAGCCCACUCAGAAAGUGGAUCUCUCUUUCACUAAAGAGCUCACUGAGCACUUGUUCGAAGAAACAGGCGCGGGUUUCGGUUUGGAUUUGGUGGCUCUCAACAUUCAGCGUGGGCGUGAUUUUGGACUUCGAAGCUAUAAUGACUACCGGGAACUUUGCGGUGUCGGGCGUGCCACAAAUUUCGAUGGCCUUGUCGAUUUAAUUGAUCCUGUGAUUAUCCAGCGUUUCAAAGCGGUGUAUAACUCUGUGGACGAUAUUGACCUGUUUGUUGGAGGCGUUAGCGAAGCGAAAGCAGAAGGCGCUUAUGUAGGCCCUACCUUCCAAUGUAUUCUGGCCGACCAGUUCUUGAAACUUAAGCGAGGUGAUCGUCACUUCUACGACCUAGGUGGACAGCCCAGUUCAUUCACCCAAGAACAAUUGAACGAAAUCCGUAAAACAAGUUUGGCCCGAAUCGUUUGCGACAACAGCCAGGUUAAUGACCUUCAACCAAUGGUUUUCAAAAUGCCAUCUACUAUAAAUCCCGUCGUGAGUUGCCAAUCUUCCUCCAUUCCCCGUAUGAACCUUCGCCCAUGGCAAGAAGCUUCUAAACCGGAAACUGAUGGAUAUUACGGUGGUUAUUACUAGAACUUUCUUUUUAAAUUCGGAUUUCGCAUGGCUAAAUGAAACGAGCAUUUACAAUCUUGUACUGGAUCAGGAAAAAUACAUUGUAUAAAUAAUUGGAA
Molecule: messenger RNA, 2621 nt
Organism: Daphnia magna
Lineage: Eukaryota; Metazoa; Arthropoda; Branchiopoda; Diplostraca; Daphniidae
Product: peroxidase
Exons: 16
Coding region: 1-2523 (840 amino acids)
Biological process (GO): response to oxidative stress
Molecular function (GO): heme binding; peroxidase activity
Source: RefSeq, a predicted model, not a curated record